UUGCACUCCCCCAUCAGCUCCCCCUUCCCCCUUAUCAGCUCCAUGGGCCCCCACACACACCCCGGCAACAGUGUGGCCUUCAGCCCGCAGAUGAAUUGUCCCAUGAGUGCGAUGAGCAGCUCUGAGGACAUCAAGCCGCCGCUGGGCAUUAACGGCAUCAUGAGGAGCCCCAGCCAGACGCCCUGCUCCUUCUCCGUCUCGCUCUCCAAACACAUCUGCGCCAUCUGCGGAGACCGCUCCUCAGGUAAACACUACGGAGUGUACAGCUGUGAAGGCUGCAAGGGCUUCUUUAAGCGGACAGUGCGUAAGGACCUGAGCUACACGUGUCGUGACAGCAAGAACUGCCCCAUCGACAAGCGCCAACGCAACCGCUGCCAGUACUGCCGCUACCACAAGUGCCUGUCCAUGGGCAUGAAGAGAGAAGCGGUGCAGGAGGAGCGUCAGCGGGGGAGAGAGCGGAGUGAUGGAGAGGCGGAGUCGAGCGGGGGGGUGAAUGAGGAGAUGCCGGUGGAGAAGAUUCUAGAAGCUGAGACACACACCUACACAGAGGGCAGCCCUGGAACUCCUUCAACAUCGCCCAAUGACCCAGUGACAAACAUCUGCCAGGCGGCCGACAAGCAGCUGUUCACCCUGGUGGAGUGGGCCAAGAGGAUCCCGCACUUCUCUGAGCUGCCCCUGGACGACCAGGUCAUCCUCCUCAGAGCAGGGUGGAAUGAGCUUCUGAUCGCCUCUUUCUCGCACCGCUCCAUCUCGGUGAAGGACGGCAUCCUGCUGGCCACUGGGCUGCACGUCCACAGGAACAGUGCCCACAGCGCGGGCGUGGGCGCCAUCUUCGACCGGGUGUUGACAGAGCUCGUGUCUAAGAUGCGUGACAUGCAGAUGGACAAAUCAGAGCUGGGCUGCCUAAGAGCUAUUGUCCUCUUUAACCCAGAUUCGAAAGGCCUGUCGAACGCGGCCGAGGUGGAGGUCCUGAGAGAGAGGGUCUACGCUUCCCUGGAGGCGUACUGCAAGCACAAGUACCCGGAGCAACCCGGGAGGUUUGCGAAGCUCCUGCUGCGUCUGCCGGCCCUGCGCUCUAUUGGGCUCAAGUGUCUGGAGCACCUGUUCUUCUUCAAGCUCAUCGGAGACACGCCCAUCGACACCUUCCUCAUGGAGCUGCUGGAAACCCCGCACCAGAUGACGUAAUGGACGUCACACACACAGACACACACACACAGUGAUCGGCGUCCCACGGGGAGGAAUGUCGCCGCUUCACCUCAAGAAGACUUUUGUGCCACUCUCAGAAAGCCAUUGUGCUCUCUCUCUCUCAUAGUGUCAUUUCCUGUCUCUCUGUCUCUCUCUCUCUCUCUCUCUCUCAUA
Molecule: messenger RNA, 1359 nt
Organism: Alosa alosa (allis shad)
Lineage: Eukaryota; Metazoa; Chordata; Actinopteri; Clupeiformes; Clupeidae
Gene: rxrab
Product: retinoid x receptor, alpha b
Exons: 9
Coding region: 43-1185 (380 amino acids)
Biological process (GO): retinoic acid receptor signaling pathway; anatomical structure development; cell differentiation
Cellular component (GO): nucleus; RNA polymerase II transcription regulator complex
Molecular function (GO): retinoic acid-responsive element binding; nuclear steroid receptor activity; nuclear receptor activity
Source: RefSeq, a predicted model, not a curated record